Molecule: messenger RNA, 444 nt
Organism: Rhipicephalus sanguineus (brown dog tick)
Lineage: Eukaryota; Metazoa; Arthropoda; Arachnida; Ixodida; Ixodidae
Exons: 1
Coding region: 1-444 (147 amino acids)
Molecular function (GO): nucleic acid binding
Source: RefSeq, a predicted model, not a curated record
AUGGUUCCCCCGUACCACCCUGCUUCCAACGGUGCAGCUGAGCGGGUGGUGCAGACUAUUAAGGACAAACUUAAGAAGAGCCAGGCUGGGGAUUUCCGUACGCAGGUCGCCCGCAUACUCUUACAAUACCGGACUACGCCCCAUGAUGUCACCGGCCGUGCAUCCUGUGAGCUCCUGCUGGGACGGAUGGUGAAGACACCGUUGGACAUUUUGCAUCCAGGCCUCCGAUCCACGGCACUCCUCAAGCAGCUGAAUCAAAAGCUGGCUGCUGACAAAGGGCGCCGUCUUGGACCGUUGCCGGAGACUGGAGUGCAGUAUUCGACAGGAAUUUCCGUUUUGGCCCACCUUAAUCUGCUGGACAAGAGGUCGCGCCUGCAAGCUCCUCCUCUCUGCUCGUACGUAUGCAGGAUGGAACCACAUGGCACAGGCAUGCUGACCUUGUGA